CAUAAAAGAGCCCCCAGAAAGUGAGCCCAGCAGCACACCGGAGUCCCGUCGCUCGUGAUGGCAGGAUCGGCGUUGCACUUGUUCGUCCUGCUGGCGCUGUCACUGCUGCACACCUGCGCCGCCCAGCCCUUGUUCGUCCUGACAGCUCCAAAUGUCAUAAGGGUGGAAAGUGAGGAGAACAUCGUUCUCGAAGCGCACGACUUUGCUGGUGUUAUCGAUGCCGAAAUUCGUGUUUUAGACUUCCCAGGCAAAAAGCAGACCCUGUACCCGACUGAUGGCGCAGAUAACAAAGUGCAGCUGAGCGCAAACAAUCAGUACCAUGUGACCAAAGCAAUCAAGAUUUCUGCCCGACAUUUCAAGUCCGAUUCCCGCACCAAUCAGUAUAUCUACCUGCAAGCCACCUCGCCCAACUUUAACCUGGAGAAGGAAAUUGUGGUGUCCUUCCACUCUGGAUACGUGUUUGUGCAGACUGACAAAACCAUCUACACCCCCACUGACAACGUUCUCUACAGAGUCUUCUCCAUGACUCACCACCUGAGCCCAACUACGAGUGCGGUUUCCGUGGAGGUUAUGAAUCCUGAUGGCAUCAUCGUCAGCAAAGAUGUGCUUUCAUCUCCUCAUGGCAUUUCCUCCGGGACUUACAAAAUGCCCGAAGUUGUGAAUGUUGGCAUCUGGAAGAUUGUGGCCAAAUUUGAAGUGACACCACAGGAGAAUUACACAUCUGAAUUUGAAGUCAAGGAGUAUGUCCUGCCAAGUUUUGAAGUGAAACUGGAACCCAGCCAGGCAUUCUUCUACGUCGAUGACAACGAGCUCUCUGUUGACGUCACUGCCACGUACCUUUAUGGAAACAAAGUCUCGGGAUACGGAUACAUUGUUUUUGGAGUGCUGGCCGAUGACGAGAAGAAAAGCUUCCCAGAUUCCCUGCAGAGGAUUGAAAUUGAAGACGGAAGAGGAACGGCUCGACUCACGAGACAGCACAUCCUAAGCGCUUUCCCACAAAUUAACCAGCUUGUUGAUAAGUCCAUUUACAUCUCGGCCACCGUCUUGACAUCUACUGGUAGGUGCCAUGCUGGUGAACCCUGUCAUGAAGAUUAA
Molecule: messenger RNA, 1095 nt
Organism: Polypterus senegalus (gray bichir)
Lineage: Eukaryota; Metazoa; Chordata; Cladistia; Polypteriformes; Polypteridae
Product: complement C3-like
Exons: 9
Coding region: 58-1095 (345 amino acids)
Molecular function (GO): endopeptidase inhibitor activity
Source: RefSeq, a predicted model, not a curated record